AUGCAAGGGUUACACCGAGGCGGCGGCGGUGAUGGUGGCAAUGGUGGCGGUGGACAUAAAAUUGGCGUUGGUGGUGGUGGUGAUGGAACUGGUGGUGGGGGUGGUGGUGGACAUGGUGGAAGUGCCGGCGGCGGUGGUGGUGAAGGAAUUGAGGGGAGAAUUUUGGAAAGUAAUAUAGUGGAAAGGAAGAGGAUUCAAGAAAUAAUUUUAGAUGCUAGUAUGAUAGUAUCAAUCAUGUAUAAGAAAACAACUAAAUUAAUUGUGGAUGCCUUGGUUAUGCUUUGUAUGAGGACUACAUUGACUAGAUGGGAAGUUGAUUUUGAAUUAAUUGUUUUAGAUCAGUUUAAAACCGAGUCUUAG
Amaranthus tricolor (Joseph's coat) is the source of this 360-nucleotide messenger RNA. RefSeq names its product ATP-dependent RNA helicase dbp2-like. Bases 1 to 360 code for a protein of 119 amino acids. The transcript is spliced from 4 exons. NCBI's taxonomy places the organism in Eukaryota, Viridiplantae, Streptophyta, Magnoliopsida, Caryophyllales, Amaranthaceae. The record is from RefSeq and is a predicted model, not a curated record.